Molecule: messenger RNA, 4257 nt
Organism: Notothenia coriiceps (black rockcod)
Lineage: Eukaryota; Metazoa; Chordata; Actinopteri; Perciformes; Nototheniidae
Gene: h6pd
Product: hexose-6-phosphate dehydrogenase (glucose 1-dehydrogenase)
Exons: 4
Coding region: 117-2492 (791 amino acids)
Biological process (GO): pentose-phosphate shunt, oxidative branch; pentose-phosphate shunt; glucose metabolic process
Cellular component (GO): endoplasmic reticulum
Molecular function (GO): 6-phosphogluconolactonase activity; NADP binding; glucose-6-phosphate dehydrogenase activity
Source: RefSeq, a predicted model, not a curated record
UUGGUUUUGAUUAAGCUUUGAUAUGAUGUCUUAUUGGCUUACAGCUGCCAGAUGCCUUGAUGUGAUGACUCUGAUUUCUGUGUUCAUACAGGAGUUUGGACGGUUAGGACCAGAGCAUGUUUGUGGCUGUGCUCCUGCUCCUGGUCACUCUGAGUGUCCAGGGAGGAAAUGGCGAGGAGAAAGCAGAGGCACAGAGACCCGGCCAUGUUUCCGUGGUGAUCGUAGGAGCCACAGGGGACCUGGCAAAGAGGUACCUGUGGCAGGGCUUCUUCGAGCAGUACGUUAACCAGGUCAGUGGUGGAAACACUUUCUCCUUCUACGGCGGGGGACUAUCACCUGCCAGCACCGCCACACCGGUCUUCUUUGAUAUCGUCAAGGCCGUGUCCUGCUCAAAGGAAACAUCCCCCGAUCGCUGUGCCGUGCUGAAGGAGCAGUUCCUGCGGCUCGCUGAGUAUCGGCAGCUGAAGGCCUUAGAGGACUACCAGGAACUGGCAAAGAACAUUGAGAAAGAGCUUCAACAGGAGGGAAUACCGGAGGCAGGCCGGCUCUUCUACCUCUCUGUACCUGCCUUUGCAUAUGCGGAUAUUGCUGAUAAGAUAAAUAACAGCUGCAGGCCGGCCAGCGGGGCGUGGUUGAGGGUGGUGCUGGAGAAACCUUUCGGGCAUGACUUCAGGAGCGCUCAGCUUCUUGCAUCUCAGCUCGGGAGCUCCCUGAAGGAUGAAGAAAUGUUUAGAAUCGACCAUUACCUGGGAAAGCAGGUGGUUGCAAAGAUUCUUCCAUUCAGAGUGGAGAACAAGAAGUAUCUGGAUCCCAUCUGGAACAAGCACCACAUCGAGAGAGUUGAGAUUGUUUUGAAAGAGACCCUCGAUGUUAAAGGUCGUAUUCCCUUCUAUGACCAGUACGGGGUGAUCAGAGACGUGAUGCAGAACCACCUGACUGAGGUCAUGACCCUGUUGACCAUGAGGCUUCCUGUGAAUAUGAGCAGCACGGAGGAGGUGCUGCAAAACAAGCUGCAGAUCUUCAGUAAUCUGCUGCCGAUAGGCAAGAACCAAGCUGUGACCGGCCAGUACCAAGCGUACAAAACAUCAGUGCAGCAGGAGAUGAAUAAGACCAAAGAUCACGUCAGCCUCACUCCGACAUUUGCAGCUGUGUUGGCACACAUCGAUGAGGCUCAGUAUGAAGGUGUGCCAAUUAUUUUGAUCUCAGGGAAGAUGUUAGAUGAGCGAGUGGGAUACGCACGCAUACUUUUCAAGAACAACGUCUUUUGUCUUCAAAACCACAACAGCGUUCACUGCAAGCCCAAACAGAUAGUUUUCCACUUUGGUCACGGCCAACUUAAAUAUCCAGCCAUUCUUGUGAGUAAGAAUUUAUUCAAGCCCGUUUUAAAGGAAGGUCAGUGGAAGGAAGUGACUGAGCAUACAGAUGUUGAUGUUCUAGGUUUACCUAUUUCAGACUAUUAUGUGCAGACCCCAUCAGAGAAUCGAGAAGCUUAUUCAGAACUUAUUUCUCAAAUUUUUGCCGGACGUAAGAACAGUUUCAUUAGUGCUGAAAACCUGCUUGCCUCCUGGGGCUUAUGGACGCCGCUGCUCACCAGUCUAGCAGGCUCUUUCCCCCGCAUCUACCCCGGGGGGGCCGACAACGGAGACAUGCUGGACUUGCGUGUGAAAGGGAAAGACAUUAGCUACAGCAGUGAGGUGGUGAUAAUCGGUGUUGAUCAGAUGAGCGGCACGUCAGCAAAAGAUUCCCAAGUGAUGCAAGGCAAGUUCCGCAGUGCUGCCAUGGUGUCGGCCUGGUCCGAGGAGCUGGUGGAGAGGCUGGCCGCAGACAUCCAGGCAUCAGCGGAGGCAGCGGUGCGUGAAGGCGGCGUUUUCCAUCUCGCCCUCUCCGGUGGCUCCUCUCCUCUCGCUCUGUUCCACAGGCUGGCCCUGCACCACUUCUCCUUCCCCUGGAGGGACACCCAUGUGUGGAUGGUGGACGAGCGCUGCGUACCUCCCACUGAACUGGAGUCCAACUUCCACAGCCUGCAUGACCAUCUGCUGCAGCAUGUGAGGAUCCCUUAUUUCAACAUCCACCCCAUGCCAGUGCAGCUCAACCAGCGCCUGUGUGUGGAGGAGGACGCAGGAGCGCUGCUGUACGAGAAAGAGGUCAGAAAGUUAGUCAAUGGCUCCAGCUUCCACUUUGUGCUGCUGGGGGUGGGCUACGACGGCCACACUGCCUCUCUGUUCCCGGACAGUAAGGUGUCUGAGCUCGGGGACCGUCUGGUGGCCCUCACUGAGAGCCCCGUCAAACCUCACCAGCGCAUGAGCCUCACUUUCAGCGCCAUUAACCAGGCGCGCACGGUGGCUCUGUUGGUGAUGGGCAAAGGCAAGCACGAGCUGAUCACCCAGCUGAGCAGGAUGAAGGACAACCCCGACAAGUGGCCCGUCACCGGGGUGAAGCCUGACGAUGGAAAACUGGUCUGGUAUAUUGACUAUGAUGCACUUUUAGGAUAGGAAUCACAUUCCUACCUUUCAAUCCGAAUACAAAUGAUUGAGCUGCUUAAAUUGGACGGCUGAUUGGUGAAAGCAAAUAUGAGCCAGCACUUAAAGGACCGGUAGUUCUACAUGUUUUAACUCAUUAACCAGAAAUAAUCGCAUGUACUUGAUGGUUACACUUUCUAUGAUGUCUAUUCCAUAUAUUUUUUUAAAUAUACCUAUAAUUCCUUAUCGGCUUAAUGCACUGCAUACUCAUAGUCAUUAGCACAAAUAAAUAGAUAUAAUGCUUUAUAAAAAAUGAUUAAAACACAUACUUUAUUAUUGCUUUAGAUUCAAUGACAUGUUUGUUUUGCAAGGAUCAUAGUGUACUAUAGUUCCUAUUGUUGUCAUACAUUAUAAUAGUUUUGUUAGGCUAUAUAAUGUAUUAUAAUCAUAAACUUAGACGGUAUAAUCAUCAGCAAAACAUUAUAAUGUUUUAUAAUAUUAUUUUUAUCAACAUGGAUGUGCUUAAAGAUGUCAGUAAUGGAACAGCAAUUAUAAAGUAUUAUGAUACUUGAAAAUCAAUUUAGAAAAUAACUUUAUAAUGUGGUUUAUUUUCUGAAUAAAGCCUUAUAAAUACGUAGUAGUGCUUACAUGAGUUAUAAUGUGCUAUAAGCAGAUUAUAAAGCAUUAAUAAUCAAGCAAGAAUGUUUAUAAUUCAUAUGCACAUCAUAGAAGGUAGUACUGUAACAUCACUGCUGUAUUUUUCAAUAAGGUCAUCAGGUUUCUGGCAGGAAUAUUGAGUAUGUGCAAUAUGUGGUUAAUGGGUUAAAAUCUACUGGUACUUUCUUUUUUUAUUUAAAGUUUGAACCUCAUUCAAAUACUUGUGUGUGUUGGGGUGAAAUGUAUACUUUUUUUAUGGUUUAUCAAAUUUUGUGUGAGGUGAGUGAAAAUCUAGCAAAUACAUGUAGUACAUGUCUGCAGUUCGAGUGCAGGCUAUGUAGCACUAUAAGAAUAUCUGACCAACAAUAAUGGGGUGCCAAAAGUAAUUCUAACUAGAAGAAAGAUGUAUUAACUAAUAAUCCAGGUGGUUUCUAUGAUCUCAGGUGAUUCUGUGAAUGUGCAGACAAGCUGUUCACUGUGUAAUCUACAUGUAUCAAGUGUGUGUUUUCUAUUGUAGCUGGCAGUGAUCCACUUGAAAUGUCAUCAGUUAAAACAAAAAAUAAAAUGUGAAAAUAUGUCGAUGUUUAUACUGGAAAUAACAACAUUUGUUAUUGAAAUGUUUCAGGUAAUUCAAGAUAUUUUGUGCUUCACUAAUAAAAAACAAUCCCAUUCCUGUUCCAUUCACAUUCCAUUCACAUUCCACUCUCAAUUUAUAUAGUUUCCCAAUUGUUCGGAAAAUAAGGUGAGAGAUAUAAACUGAAUACAAUUUCCUAUAGUCUGUUCAUAUUGCUUUUCUCUUCCUAUGAAAUAGACAUCAUGUUUGGUACUACAGAGUUCACAUCUGUGUUUGUAUAUAAUUGAACACAGCAUUGUGUAAACUACACCUUUAUUAACAUCAUUUGACUGACUGUGAAACAAGUGUUCCUCAACAAAUAAAAAGCAAAUAGUUUUAACAGUUAAGACAAACACCUGCUUUGUGAUGUUCUUUGUGAAGUGAGCGAUAAAACGUGAGGGGGAUUAAGUCACUUUCCCAUGGUUUAAAGUUACCAGCUGCCGGUGGCAUAGAGACCACAUGAAAUCUUAAUAUGGGGAGUUUCAGAUGUCAACGUGGGACAGCUGGACCGCUUUACUGCUCAUUGUU